Molecule: messenger RNA, 491 nt
Organism: Oncorhynchus masou masou (cherry salmon)
Lineage: Eukaryota; Metazoa; Chordata; Actinopteri; Salmoniformes; Salmonidae
Product: cytokine receptor-like factor 3
Exons: 3
Coding region: 202-447 (81 amino acids)
Source: RefSeq, a predicted model, not a curated record
UUUUUGACUGGCGCAAGAACGUCUUUGCGUUGGUCGGUAGCCGAGACGGCAUCGAACUUUAGAAUGACCAGAAACUAAGUCCGAAUCAGGAGCCUAGGCGGUACAGCAGGAUGUCUAUAGAAGCUGAGGCGUUGCUGCAGGAGGCGAAGGAGAGUAUAGAAGCAGCUCAGAAUUACAGGAGCGAACUACAACAACGCCUACAUGGACUCAGCCAAGCACGUAAACAGGUACGAGGCAGCUCGUCUCAGGCCAGAGAGGGGGUUGAAGCGUCAUUUCUCAGAGCUCCAGACGGCUGUGUCCCGCCUCCUGACGGAGCGUCUGAGCGUGCUCCUUAGCGAAGUGGAUGUCAUCGAGCAGGACAGCGUUCGACCGCUGGACGACUGCCAGAAACUCAUAGAACACGGAGUCAACACUGCAGACGAGCUGCUCCGAGAGGGUGAGGUAUAGGUAGACGGAGGGACGCAUGGUUCAAAUCCCCGAGCCCUUGAGCA